AUGUUGAAUCAGAUCAUCUCCCACCUCAGCAUUUUAAAGCCCAAAGACAACAUGUGCCAAUACAUGCCCUUCGUUUCCGCGCCUGCCGCCCGCUCUCGUACACGUAUCGUGACCAUAACGACAGCCUGCGUCAUUCUCGUCUUCUUUCUAUCCACGAUCUCUUUUCAUCCAGUGGAAAAGGCGAAGCAGUACGGAAUGUUCAAGCCUACGGGGAUACCAGGAAAUGGACCCAUACCCAGCAUUGUGCACUAUGUUCAGAUCAAGAAAGAGGCGAAUUCGGUUCUGAAAUUCCCCUUCUCCAGCUUCCUAAACAUAUACGCCGCUGUCAUGUACAUCAGGCCGACGAAGAUCUACAUUCACACCGAUUUCAACGAAAUGGAAAUCAAGCAAGCAGGCGAGCAGGGUGACCGGUGGACCAAGGCAGUCGUCAAUACCUUCGCUGACAUUCUUACAUGGAAUCCCGUUCAUGCGCCCAACUUCGCUGGUCAAAACCAGAACAAGCCCAUCGAUGCUAUCCAGCACAAGUCGGACUUCCUCCGCUGGGAAACUAUUGAAAAGAUUGGCGGUAUCUACUUGGACUGGGAUGUGAUAGCGCUGCGGCCUCUCGCACCAAUCAUGAACACAGGCUUCGCCUUCAUCGGCGGCCGCCAUUAUGGUGGCUCUACCACAAAAGAAUUAAAUGGCACCAUCAACAAUGGUGUCUUCUUGACGACGCCAAACAGCACCAUAGCGCGCAUCAUCGUACGCGAGCAACAUGCUGGCUUUGACGGUCGUUGGGAGGCCAACCUGCAAAGCAUGACACUGAUUGCCGAGCGUCUCCUCCCGAUUCCGUACGAAGUCCUCAUCCUGGACCGCAACUCUUUCUCACCCACGCAUUGGCUGAAGGAGAGCACUGAUCCCCUAUUCAUACCCAACGAAAACAAGCCAUCACCUAUACCCCAGGUCAUCGACUCGACGGACCCAAUGAAGCUGUACGAAAAUGCCGUUUUGAACAGGAGAAGGCGUGCCGAUUGGGAGAUGGACUUUUCUGCGACCUAUAUGCUGCAUGCCUUUCAGUUGGGUAGAUACCAGCAGCAUGUCACGCCUGAGAUCAUUCUUAGUCGAACCAGCAACUUUGGAAUUGCAACGUAUGAUGUUGUCAAGCGCAUGUCGGACCUUGGCUAUCUCGACGGCGCAGAUGAGAGCUAGAGUCGCCCUGAGGUAUACGGUUACCUUUUUCCUAAAUGCAGUCUAGAUGCGGAAAGUCUGCUAUAACUACCCGGUAUGGAUUGGUUAAUGAAGACCUGUCUCCAGCCACCUAGUCGAGAGGUCCUAGGCAGUAUCUGCCUAUUCACACGCACGGCAGUAAAGAGAUGUAAAGCCUACUUCACAACUGCAAUCACGCCACUAAAUUACAGCCUCUCGACCUGUACGCGAUAUGCAGUCUUUGGUGGAUCAAGCGCACUGGAGGUACAUAGCUGAAGCUUGUCAAAGCUACGCGAUCAUUUACUCAACAGAGCCACGAUCGCACGGCUGGAUACCGCUUGGCUGGACACUGCUUGGC
This is a messenger RNA of Exserohilum turcica Et28A, 1543 nucleotides long. RefSeq lists its product as uncharacterized. The coding region runs from base 1 to 1188 and encodes 395 amino acids. NCBI's taxonomy places the organism in Eukaryota, Fungi, Ascomycota, Dothideomycetes, Pleosporales, Pleosporaceae. The transcript has a single exon. The record is from RefSeq and is a predicted model, not a curated record.